Messenger RNA from Dromaius novaehollandiae (emu), 2041 nucleotides. RefSeq names its product 4-hydroxyphenylpyruvate dioxygenase like (gene HPDL). The coding region runs from base 396 to 1598 and encodes 400 amino acids. Gene Ontology annotation, biological process: aromatic amino acid metabolic process. The record is from RefSeq and is a predicted model, not a curated record. The transcript has 3 exons. NCBI's taxonomy places the organism in Eukaryota, Metazoa, Chordata, Aves, Casuariiformes, Dromaiidae. Gene Ontology annotation, molecular function: 4-hydroxyphenylpyruvate dioxygenase activity.
UCCCGGCGUGACCUGUCGCGAGCCGGGGAGGAGCGAAGGGCCGCUCCGCGCUGCCUCCAGGCGGGGCCGGCCUCUGCCCCCGAAAUCCCCUUCCCGCCUCGCAGCCUUGCACAGCGCGGCCGGGAUCCGGCCCAGCCGGCGGCACCGCGCCACGUGCGCGCCCGGGUACUCCUGAAUAUUCCUGCUGUAAACCUUGCUGUGGCACCUGCGAGGGACGCACGACCCCAGAAGGUCUCCCUCAGCCGUGACCAGGGCUUGGGGCUUUCCUCCUCCACGACCCCGAUGUUGAUGUGGCGCAGGGCAGCCAUUGGGCCCCAAAGGAGUGGUGGGAUGGUUCAGCAUCCUCGGGCAGCACCUUGCAGCUCGUCCCAAAGGACCCCCGGAGCGCCCGUGCCAUGGCAGCCUCGCUGAGCCGUGUGUGCCACAUCUCCCUCCACAUCCCCUACGGGCAGGCCUGGGCCCAGGACCUCGCCACCGCGUUUCGCUUCCAGCCCUUCGCCGUGCGGGAGACGCCGCGGGUCCGGCAGCUGGCUCUCCGGCGGGGCACUGCCGUCUUCGUCGUCAACGAGCGCCUGGCAGCCAGGCACGCCGGCAGCUCCCACGGGGACUUCCUCUACGACGUGGACCCCCGGCCAGCCUUGGGCACGGCCUCCAACGUCUGCUUCGAGGUGGAUGACGUACCUGGGCUCUGUGAGCGGCUGCAGAGCCGGGGGUGCUCCCUGCAGGUGCCCCCCACCGAGGUGGGUGAUGACGGUGGCUCCGUCACCUAUGGGGUGGUUAGCUCCAUCGUGGGCAACAUCAGCCAUACCCUGCUCGACCGAUCCCGCUACCGGGGGCCCUUCCUGCCUGGCUUCCAGGCAAUCCCGGGAGCCCCCCCAGAUGUUGGGGAUCAAGUUGAAAUCACCCACUUUGACCACAUCACCUGUGUCUGCUCACGGGGCAGUGCCAGGGCAGCUCUGGACUGGUACCAGCAAUGCUUUGGUUUCCAGCGCUUCCUGCUGAACCCGCAGGAGACCCUGGCCGAGGGGUACGCGAUCAGCGGGCAGGGGGUCGGCAUGCUCCUCCUGGCACUGCAGAGCACCAAGGGCGCCCCAGCCCCGCCACCCCACAACUGCAAACUCAUCCUCGUCGAGUCCCUCUCGCAGGACAGCACAAACCAAGUCGAUACCUUCCUGGAGCAGCACGGGGGGGCUGGGAUUCAGCACGUCGGCCUCUGCACCCCAGACAUUGUCAGCACAACCAGGGCCUUGAAGCAGGCCGGUGUGCAGUUCUUCAUGCCCCCUACCACCUAUUACAACCAGGGGGGCAAAGAGGAGGAGAUCCAGGGCACUGGGCAAGACCCCCGCACACUAGCAGAGCUGGGCAUCCUGCUGGACACUGCAGUGCCCGAGGAUGGCAAGAAUGGCUGGCUGGGUGCUGACACCUCAGAGACCCCCACCCAGAAGAAAUAUUUAAUGCAGAUCUUCACCCACCCCAUCUUCCCCGAGGAGACCUUCUUCCUGGAGCUCAUUGAACGGCGGGGUGCCCCGGGCUUCGGGGAAGCCAAUAUACGGGCACUGUGGAAAGCCGUGCAGGUCCAUAUGGCCCAGCAGCAGUAGCAGCAACUCCACAAGCCUCCUCCUGUCCCCCCUGGGGGUGGGACCCCACUGCAGAUACCAACAUGCAACCGCAGCACGGCUGAGGUUAGCAGGGACUUUGGGAAGUCUCUGAUCCAACCCAAAGCCAAGCUCAGCUCAGGGCCAGCUGAGGAUGGAGAUUGAUUUCUCCCCUCCCUGAACUCCCCCUUCCAGUGAUUUAUCACCCCCUUGUACAUAUGUUUUUGUCUUAAUUUAAACUUAACCUAAGCAGACUUGCAUCUGCUGCAUGGACAGGUUCACUGCAAGCUGUGCAGGGAUGAAGCCCCAGAGGCAAGGGGCUGCCAGAGGGAAGGGAGCAGGCAUGGACACAGCCACCACAUGGGGGUUAUGGCCUAGAGCCCUGCCAGCUCUGGUACAGUGACUUCCUCUUAAUUAUCUCAAUUAAAGAGCUAACCUUAAAACAG